This is a messenger RNA of Mercenaria mercenaria, 3293 nucleotides long. RefSeq lists its product as uncharacterized. Bases 45 to 347 code for a protein of 100 amino acids. NCBI's taxonomy places the organism in Eukaryota, Metazoa, Mollusca, Bivalvia, Venerida, Veneridae. The record is from RefSeq and is a predicted model, not a curated record. The transcript has 3 exons.
UUAAGAUAUCCUGUUAUUUUUACUUAUUAUUUGCAGACUGAAAAAUGGAACUUACAAAGACUUUAGUUUGCUGUGCCCUGGUUUUUGUCAUCAUGACGGAGGUUGUCCUUUGUAGACCUUCCAGAAGAACGACCGAAAUGGACGCUUUAGUCAAAGACAUUGAUGAACGCUUGAUAAGAAGUGAGCACAAAAGUUCCCGACGGAGGCGCCGGCAUCUACAGACAAGGCAGCUAGCCCUCAUGGAAUACUGUCUUACGUAUCCUCAUCGCUGCCGGCAAGAGGUGGAGCGGUUGAGAAGGAUGCGAAACCAGUCUAGAGAUUUCCGCGUAAUUGUGAUUGAGAAGUAAACCGGUUUUUACUGUUGUCAUGGCAACUUAAAAAAUGACAAUUCCGAGGGCAGCAAACGAUCCUAGAGAGAACUUUACACCUGAAGUAAAGUGUAUGUGUUCAUUCACAAGAAGUGAUGAUCUCAUAGACUGUGAUGAAGUUAUCCAUGUUUACAAUUUAUCCAUUGAGGAACUAUUUUUUUAUCCAUUUAUAUUUGAAGAGACGAGACGAAACGGUUCAUCAAUACGCAUAGACUAUGAACUAACUAAAACACUAACGAACGUUGUGUGCUAGAACAGAUGAAGUAACAUUCAAAUUCCAACAGAUGUAUUUUGCAAAGGAAUGGAUUACAUCAUGAUGUCAUAAAAGACUUGAAAAGACAAUAAAAAUACACCAGACUUUGAAGUUUGCAGGAUGCCAACAUAAAUUCGAACACUUUAUGAUAAAAUUUCAUUAAGUUUUAGCCAACAUCACUUACAAUGAGUUAAAUCAACCCAACUGGUUAACGGAGUAACAUAUUUUGGAAAGAUUUGUUUAACCAAAAAAUGAUAAACAUGCUAUAAAUAUUGUUAAAAUACGUUACGAUUAAAAAAGGAAUAAUAAUAACCCCAGUGUCCUGCAAACGUUCACAAAUAAAAAAAGUCAAGAUAUAGGUUAAAGAUUAAUUUAGAACUUAAAACUAGCGUUACCGCAAAUGUGUCACGUAUCUACUUCCGUUGCCAUGACGACAAACAUUGUCGCACGUUGUCAUGGUUACCCAGUUUUUAUGUGACAGACAUGUGUGAUAUACAUGUGGCAUCUUCAGCUUUUUAGAGUAUGUUGAUUAGGGUCUCGAGACAUUUGCUUCGAAAUAUAUAAGUUGUAAAGUAACGUAUGUUACAUUUUAAGGAAUUUGAUAUAGCACUCCGUGAGAAGAAUUUUUGAACGCAAAGAAAUCAUAUUUUAGUACGUUACAAAUAAAGAAACACUUUAGAAUUAAAUAUGAAGUUAUUUGAGACCCUAACGCCAUUUCUCAGAUUUAUGUAUAAUAUUUGUUGCUCUCGAAUUCUUCACACAUGCAGUACCAGCUAAAUAUCAUUUUUUGCUCUAUCAUUUAAGUUCGAGCCUCUUGCUUGCCCGAAACAAUCAAAACAGUACUUUAAAAGAAACAUUGCUUCUAUUUCUUGCAAAUAUUGAAAGUUAGUCCGGACAUUAUAAGAGGUUUCAAAGAAAUGCCACGCCACGAAUAUAGAAUAUUUGCAUACUGCUUGUGUGAAGUUUUCUUAUAUGUUUUUAUUUUUUGUUUAAUGUAAUAUGUUACUUUUUUGCAAUCAAUGUCUGGUAUAUGUACAUGUUCAUGCGCCCCCAACUUACACGUGUAUUUGUUGUGGCACAGAUCAAAGGUAUGAAUGUGAACGCGUGCAGCGAGGAAAUUGUUUUGUGAUAUGUCCGUUUGUGUUUUCUUAACGUUUUAGAUGCCAAUUUGUGGUAACGCAAAAUUCUUGUUAUCGUCAAUAUUUUUGUGUUUGUCUUGUUUGUGAGUGAUUUUCAAAGCGUCGAGUACAAGUCGAAAGUAGUCUCGUGAAUUCCAUUAAAGUCGACAUUUUCGUACCGUUGCGUAUUUGUUUCUGUUUGUGUUUGUUUGUUCUGUCAAUGCACUUACGUCCCGGUGUAAUUUACGUUUUUGUCUUGUAAAUGCAAUAGUUAUCGGAUAUACCCGUAUCCGGAAAAAUGGUAUCGAGUCUCAUGUCCAGUAAUGUCGUUUGAAUGUCGCAAAUAAUGUAAAUGUUCCAUAAUUGUUAUUCAUAGGGCACUGUCGAUGGCAUAUAUAUCCAUCCGAGUUGAAAUAAGCACUUAAAUGUACCAAAUGAUAUAGUAAAGUACAUAUUGUGAGCAUGAAUAUAUUCAUUAUCAUAAUUGUAAGUAAAUGUAUGUAGUGAUAAAAGGCAGAUUAGAUGAAUAUUAUGUUAAAGCACCUGAAAAAUUGUCUGUUUACGGGUAUAUAAAGAAGUGAAAGUGAAUGCUGAAUGACUUUUCACCUACUUAAUAAACUUUUAAUAUAAGACUUUAGAUGUUUAAGUCUAUAUCGGGCAUAUUGGGUGAUGUAUUUGGUCUUAUGUAAAAUAAUAAUACAAUAAGCCGAUUUAACGUGUCCGUUACUGUAUGUGGCGGAAUUUUAUUCUGUAUAAUUAUUUUGUGUUUGUGCCAAUUUUUUUCUUAUCCAAGUAUAUGUCUGACGAUUUUUCGUGCAAAAUAUGUUUUUGCGUGAUUAUAUUUUAUUAUGGUCUAUAUGCAUGUAGAAAGCAACAAAAAACGGUGUAAAACGUUGCAAUUAUAUCCAUAUUUUAAAACAACGUCAAUUAAAGUUGACAAAAUGUACAUACCCAUUCUAUGCCAUUUUUAAAAUCAAGACCAAAGUUUUGUUAACUUGUAAGCAUGAUCUUGAACUUUUGAUUCUUAAUUAAAUCUAAAGAAAGAAAGACUAUAUGAUUAAAAGAUCUAUAAAUCUUUAAAAUUGACGUCAUUUUAACAUAACUAAUCACGGAAGAAAAAAAAGGCGGGAAAAACAUUAUGAUUCGGACGAGAUACACGGUGUAUGUACAUUACCUCAGAUAAAGGUAAACUGCGGCAAGACUAUCAUUUUGGAGAGAGGGUGGGGUGUUGUUAGAAGUAGUUCUUUAAAAUAUCUUUGUUUUACUUACCAAUAGGAUGUACAUGCAUUAUUAUCAAAACUGUUUAAUAUGUUUUCAGUUUAAAAAGAAUUGUUGUAUGUCCUUGUAUAACAUAUUUUGUACGAACAGUUUUAUUCUUCUUUUUUUCUACAUAUGACCGUAAGUUUUCUACAUCAUGUUUUAUUGUGCACUAUGUUAGGAUUUUCAAAUUAAAUGGCCAAUCUUUUUUAUUCAAUUUUAUGGUCCUAUCCUUCCAUGAAGGAGUUAUUGUUUUAAAAAUAUUGACUAUAUUUUGUAUAAAAUCGUUAAAUUUCA